CGUUCAUACCAUUUCCUACCCCGCUGCGACUCGCGGUACAGGGAGGUUUAUAUAUAUACUUCCCGUAACCUCAGCGCAGGGCCUGAGCAGCUUUUUUUUGCGAAAACGCUGCUUCGCGCUCGUUAAACAAGCUAUUUAGCAGGAGUACUGGAAAAGUACCCCAAGGUACCCCUACUUGCUUUGAGCUAGGCCGCCUAGCCACCAGCCGCCGCCUCUAACAUGCCGCCCAAAAAGGAAAAGGGCAAGAAGCGCAAAGAGCUGCCGACGGCCUUCUUGCCGGACACGCCCGCGUGGCCCACGUCCGAGGGGACGCAACCCCCGGCGCCGCGGCCGGCGGCGCCGCCGCCGCCGCCGCGGAACAGCGGCGCGCCGAUCCUCGUGCGGACGGCCGGGGGCAGGACCGCCACGGUCAUCGAAAAGAAGCAGCGCGGCUGGUUCGUCUGCGACCUCGACGGCAACGCGAACGAGGAGGGCAAGGCGCACGAGCGCAAGACGCUGCGCCGGCCGCACGGCUUCGCGCCGGGCCAGGACCACCUGCUCGACAGCGCGCCGCAGGCGCCGAUCGUGCCCAAGCCCAAGGGCGAGGGCCCGCGGAAGAAGAAGCCCAAGUCGCAGGCCGGGCCCGGGCCCGUGCCGCCGGGCGCCGUGCGCGCGCGGACGGCGGGCGGUAGGGUCGCGACGGUGCUCUACCGCAAGCAGCGCGGCUGGUUCGCCGUCGAGCUCGAUGGAGACGAGAACGACGAGGGCGGCGCGUACGAGCGGAAGACGCUCCGGCGGCCCAUGUUCGCGCCGGGCCAGGACGAGCUGCUGAACAGCGCGCCGCCGGACCCGAACCCGGCCGAGCCCAAGCCCAAGGACCCGGCGGCGCCGAAGAAGAGCCCCGCGAAGGCGGCGGCCGCCGCGCCGGCCGACAAAGCGGCCAAGAAGCCGUCGUCGAAGCCCUCGGUCCGCAAGCCGUCGUCGGCGCGGCCCCUCUCGUCGUCCUCCGUGCCGGUCGCGGCGGUCAUCCCGGCGGACACGCCGCAGGGCCUCGCGGCGUGCUUCGCCGCCUUCUACCCCGGAAGCAAGGCCGAGGACAAGGCCAAGUUCCAGCAGUUCGUGCUCGACAACACGCUCUGCCCGCGCCACGUGCUCAACAUGCCCGUGGAGAAGUGCGAGUCCAUGCUCCAGCAGCACGGCUUCGAGGGCGUCGUCGUCUUCACGUUCCAGAGCCGCCUGCGCGAGGUGUGCCUGCCCGCCGCGGCCCGCGGCGCGUGA
Messenger RNA from Pelagomonas calceolata, 1257 nucleotides. NCBI's taxonomy places the organism in Eukaryota, Pelagophyceae, Pelagomonadales, Pelagomonadaceae. The record is from the annotation of a GenBank genome assembly.